Molecule: messenger RNA, 2454 nt
Organism: Rhipicephalus microplus (southern cattle tick)
Lineage: Eukaryota; Metazoa; Arthropoda; Arachnida; Ixodida; Ixodidae
Product: venom metalloproteinase antarease-like TtrivMP_A
Biological process (GO): membrane protein ectodomain proteolysis
Molecular function (GO): metalloendopeptidase activity
Source: RefSeq, a predicted model, not a curated record
AUGCUGGUGGAUACGGGGUCCACUAUCAGCGUUAUUCUAAAGAGGGUAUUCGAGAAACAUCGAGAGCUGUGGCCAACAGUGGAGAAGACUUCACUGCGCCUGACAUGCUUCCUGGGGCCGCUGGCGGUCCUUGGCCGAGUGGCCAUGAAAAUCAAGUGCGGUGACACGGAUGUCCACCUCGCUUUCGACAUCACAUCUGCUCCGGCUUUGUUCCAGCGCCGCUUAGAGGCCAUUCUGCAAGGCCUCCCUCACGUCAAGGUGUACAUGGAUGACAUCACAGCCGAAAAGCAGAACGACGACUCCACUGCGGCGAGUGUCAUAACAGCAAGGGUAGUUUACCCUAGGCUACUUGAAGAACGGUCAUCCGACGGAAGAAUGAUGGUGAAGGUUCACGACGGCUUGACCCUUAACCUCAGAAAAGGGUCAGUGGCAGCCCAGGAACUGCGCGUCCUAAUGGAAGAAAAUGGACGCCCAGUAACGAGAUUCUACAACGGAGAGGAUAUAGAGAAGGAUUUAUACGAAGAUGAAAAGGAAAUUGCCUCGGUAAUGGUUACCAAGACUGGGAAUGGUGUCCGAAUGGAAGGGCUGCUUAGUCCCAGUCACCGUAUAAAACCGGCGCCAAUCUCUGAGAAGUCCGAAGACGGCGCUGUUGCCCACGAGAUUCACGAGAUUGAAUACAAAGAAAUGCUGGACAAAGCCCUUUACUACAAUAACGCUUCAGAUGGCGUUGCCAGUGGAUUAGCGCUGGAGUCUAGAGCUAGCGUUCCUGCGAAAGUGACCGUUGAAGUGUUCAUUGUUAUGGACUCAUGGCAUCACCGCCACUUCCAGAGCACGAGCCACGCUCUGGGGUAUCUAUGCAUCAUGAUGAACUCUGCGAACAUGAGAUACCAAGAUGCGUCAAAUCCUCAGGUACGACUCCUCCUAACCGGCACCGAAAAAGCUGUGGGCGACAGCUUCGUUGUGUCACCAAAAAAUGACAAUGGCUAUCUGUUUGAUGAUAGCACACUAGCCAACUUCAAAACGUAUGCUGUCUCGAAGAGGACGCAGUACGGUGACCCAGAUGUUGUGUUUCUAAUAACAGGGCGUGACGUGGUCGCAGUUUACGAAGGCAAACUUACUACCGCAGGCUUAGGUAUCGGUUACGUCAGCGGUGUCUGCACUAACUUCUUCGUUGCGUUAGGGGAGGAUAAACCGGGACUAUUCACCGGGACGCACACCUUUACGCACGAAAGUGCUCACCUGCUGGGCGCAAAGCACGACGGAGACGAUCCCUACAAUGCUGUACCCGGCCAUCCUGGGGCGAAGAGAUGCCCGUGGGAUGACGGUCACAUCAUGAGCUACAUAAACAAAGGUCCUUCUCACCACCGAUUUUCAUGGUGCACCUUGGAGCAGAUAAGUUUUGUUCUUAGUCGAGCAGGUGCAAAAUGCUGGAUAGUACAAUCGCAAGGGACUUAUGUGAAUGGCGUAUACCCGGGAAUGACUGUGACGCUUAAACAGUUCUGUACAGCCAUACCUUAUGAAAAGGGCUACACCUACGAGCAUUCCACUGUCAACCAAACGAAUUGCAAAGUGCGCUGCCGUUUCUCCAGAACGUACUCGAUUGGCACGGAACGUUACAAGUCGACACUUUCCUACUAUGAAGAUGCACUGGACUACAUGUCUUGCGGAGACCACCACCUACCUCGGAACAUAUGCUCUGGUGGUGCCCCGCGUUACUCUGUGGGGAAGUCAUCGCGCCGUCCAAAUGGAAGGAUGCUAUUGCAAGCCCCGGACUCGACCAACAGCUAUGGGCAGUCCACCGGGCCUGCGACGCAGCAGAGAGACUUGGCCCGCUACGUGCUAAAGCCCCUUCUGAAAGAACAAAUCAAGUUCAUUCAUCUAUCCAUUCAUCCAAGGCGCGCAAGAUAUCUGCUUCCGGUUGCCAGUGAGCUGUUGUGGGUUUACUGCAGCACCGACGGUUCCCAAGAGCCCAGGCUUGUAUUCCCGUCGCUUCUUCAGGAAAGGUCAUCCGAAGGAAGGAUGGUGGUGCGAGUUCACGAUGACCUGACGCUGAACCUGAGAAAAACAUCUGUGGCAGCUCCUCGGCUUCGCAUACUGAAGCACGAACGUGGUCAACCCGUGACGGUGUUUCACGACGGCGAAAGCAUCAAUAAGGAUCUAUAUGAAGAUGAAAUCGCCCUGGCAACCCUUACAGUGACGAGCAACGACAGCGGUGUGGAGAUGGCAAAUCUGCGGUUAGCUUCGACGUACAGCCCAAAAAUCCAACUUGUUGUGUCUGGAGUGGAAUUUAGCCAGAGCGAGUCCUAUGUCGUUCGACGGGAAGGUCACAUUCAUUCCAGCCCUACCCUAACUAACUUUAGUAAAUACGCCUAUGACAGGAAAGGCAUUUACGGUGACCCAGAUCUCGUCUACCUCAUGAUAAAGUAUACAUCAUCCUCUCUUAUUGUUGUUUGA